AUGUCGGGGCCAAGCAGACAUGUCGGGGCCAAGCAGACAUGUCAGGGCAAAGCAGACAUGUCAGGGCCAAGCAGACAUGUCGGGGCCAAGCAGACAGGUCAGGGCCAAGCAGACCUAUCAGGGUCAGGUAGACAUGUCAGGGCCAAGCAGACAUGUCAGGGCCAGGCAGACAUGUCAGGGCCAAGCAGACAUGUCAGGGCCAGGCAGACAGGUCAGGGCCAAGCAGACAUGUCAGGGCCAGGCAGACAGGUCAGGGCCAGGCAGACAUGUCGGGGCCAAGCAGACAUGUCGGGGCCAAGCAGACAUGUCGGGGCCAAGCAGACAUGUCAGGGCCAAGCAGACAUGUCAGGGCCAAGCAGACAUUUCAGGGCCAAGCAGACAUAUCAGGGUCAGGCAGACAUAUCAGGGUCAGGCAGACAAGUCAGGGCCAAGCAGACAUGUCAGGGCCAAGCAGACAUGUCAGGGCCAAGCAGACAUUUCAGGGCCAAGCAGACAUAUCAGGGUCAGGCAGACAUUUCAGGGUCAGGCAGACAGGUCAGGGCCAAGCAGACAUGUCAGGGCCAAGCAGACAUAUCGGGGCCAAGCAGACGUGUCAGGGCCAAGCAGACAUUUCAGGGCCAAGCAGACAUAUCAGGGUCAGGCAGACAUAUCAGGGUCAGGCAGACAGGUCAGGGCCAGGCAGACAUGUCAGGGCCAAGCAGACAUGUCAGGGCCAAGCAGACAUUUCAGGGCCAAGCAGACAUAUCAGGGUCAGGCAGACAUAUCAGGGUCAGGCAGAGAUGUCAGGGCCAGGCAGACAUGUCAGGGCCAAGCAGACAUGUCAGGGCCAGGCAGACAGGUCAGGGCCAAGCAGACAUGUCAGGGCCAGGCAGACAGGUCAGGGCCAAGCAGACAUGUCAGGGCCAAGCAGACAUGUCGGGGCCAAGCAGACAUAUCAGGGUCAGGCAGACAUAUCAGGGUCAGGCAGACAGGUCAGGGCCAAGCAGACAUGUCAGGGCCAAGCAGACAUGUCAGCGCCAAGCAGACAUUUCAGGGCCAAGCAGACAUAUCAGGGUCAGGCAGACAUAUCAGGGUCAGGCAGACAUGUCAGGGCCAAGCAGACAUGUCAGGGCCAAGCAGACAUUUCAGGGCCAAGCAGACAUAUCAGGGUCAGGCAGACAUAUCAGGGUCAGGCAGACAUGUCAGGGCCAAGCAGACAUGUCAGGGCCAAGCAGACAUUUCAGGGCCAUGCAGACAUAUCAGGGUCAGGCAGACAUUUCAGGGUCAGGCAGACAUGUCAGGGCCAAGCAGACAUGUCAGGGCCAAGCAGACAUGUCAGGGCCAAGCAGACAUGUCAGGGCCAAGCAGACAUGUCAGGGCCAAGCAGACAUAUCAGGGUCAGGCAGACAUAUCAGGGUCAGGCAGACAUGUCAGGGCCAAGCAGACAUGUCAGGGCCAAGCAGACAUAUCAGGGUCAGGCAGACAUAUCAGGGUCAGGCAGACAGGUCAGGGCCAAGCAGACAUGUCAGGGUCAGGCAGACAUAUCAGGGUCAGGCAGACAGGUCAGGGCCAAGCAGACAUGUCAGGGCCAAGCAGACAUGUCAGGGCCAAGCAGACAUUUCAGGGCCAAGCAGACAUAUCAGGGUCAGGCAGACAUAUCAGGGCCAAGCAGACAUGUCAGGGCCAAGCAGACAUUUCAGGGCCAAGCAGACAUAUCAGGGUCAGGCAGACAUUUCAGGGUCAGGCAGACAGGUCAGGGCCAAGCAGACAUGUCAGGGCCAAGCAGACAUGUCAGGGCCAAGCAGAUAUGUCAGGGCCAAGCAGACAUGUCGGGGCCAAGCAGACAUAUCAGGGUCAGGCAGACAUAUCAGGGUCAGGCAGACAGGUCAGGGCCAAGCAGACAUGUCAGGGCCAAGCAGACAUGUCAGGGCCAAGCAGACAUUUCAGGGCCAAGCAGACAUAUCAGGGUCAGGCAGACAUAUCAGGGUCAGGCAGACAAGUCAGGGCCAAGCAGACAUGUCAGGGCCAAGCAGACAUGUCAGGGCCAAGCAGACAUUUCAGGGCCAAGCAGACAUAUCAGGGUCAGGCAGACAUUUCAGGGUCAGGCAGACAGGUCAGGGCCAAGCAGACAUGUCAGGGCCAAGCAGACAUAUCGGGGCCAAGCAGACGUGUCAGGGCCAAGCAGACAUUUCAGGGCCAAGCAGACAUAUCAGGGUCAGGCAGACAUAUCAGGGUCAGGCAGACAGGUCAGGGCCAAGCAGACAUGUCAGGGCCAAGCAGACAUGUCAGGGCCAAGCAGACAUUUCAGGGCCAAGCAGACAUAUCAGGGUCAGGCAGACAUAUCAGGGUCAGGCAGAGAUGUCAGGGCCAGGCAGACAUGUCAGGGCCAAGCAGACAUGUCAGGGCCAGGCAGACAGGUCAGGGCCAAGCAGACAUGUCAGGGCCAGGCAGACAGGUCAGGGCCAAGCAGACAUGUCAGGGCCAAGGAGACAUGUCGGGGCCAAGCAGACAUAUCAGGGUCAGGCAGACAUAUCAGGGUCAGGCAGACAGGUCAGGGCCAAGCAGACAUGUCAGGGCCAAGCAGACAUGUCAGCGCCAAGCAGACAUUUCAGGGCCAAGCAGACAUAUCAGGGUCAGGCAGACAUAUCAGGGUCAGGCAGACAUGUCAGGGCCAAGCAAACAUGUCAGGGCCAAGCAGACAUUUCAGGGCCAAGCAGACAUAUCAGGGUCAGGCAGACAUAUCAGGGUCAGGCAGACAUGUCAGGGCCAAGCAGACAUGUCAGGGCCAAGCAGACAUUUCAGGGCCAUGCAGACAUAUCAGGGUCAGGCAGACAUUUCAGGGUCAGGCAGACAUGUCAGGGCCAAGCAGACAUGUCAGGGCCAAGCAGACAUGUCAGGGCCAAGCAGACAUGUCAGGGCCAAGCAGACAUGUCAGGGCCAAGCAGACAUAUCAGGGUCAGGCAGACAUAUCAGGGUCAGGCAGACAUGUCAGGGCCAAGCAGACAUGUCAGGGCCAAGCAGACAUAUCAGGGUCAGGCAGACAUAUCAGGGUCAGGCAGACAGGUCAGGGCCAAGCAGACAUGUCAGGGUCAGGCAGACAUAUCAGGGUCAGGCAGACAGGUCAGGGCCAAGCAGACAUGUCAGGGCCAAGCAGACAUGUCAGGGCCAAGCAGACAUUUCAGGGCCAAGCAGACAUAUCAGGGUCAGGCAGACAUAUCAGGGCCAAGCAGACAUGUCAGGGCCAAGCAGACAUUUCAGGGCCAAGCAGACAUAUCAGGGUCAGGCAGACAUUUCAGGGUCAGGCAGACAGGUCAGGGCCAAGCAGACAUGUCAGGGCCAAGCAGACAUGUCAGGGCCAAGCAGAUAUGUCAGGGCCAAGCAGACAUGUCGGGGCCAAGCAGACAUAUCAGGGUCAGGCAGACAUAUCAGGGUCAGGCAGACAGGUCAGGGCCAAGCAGACAUGUCAGGGCCAAGCAGACAUGUCAGGGCCAAGCAGACAUUUCAGGGCCAAGCAGACAUAUCAGGGUCAGGCAGACAUAUCAGGGCCAAGCAGACAUGUCAGGGCCAAGCAGACAUUUCAGGGCCAAGCAGACAUAUCAGGGUCAGGCAGACAUUUCAGGGUCAGGCAGACAGGUCAGGGCCAAGCAGACAUGUCAGGGCCAAGCAGACAUGUCAGGGCCAAGCAGAUAUGUCAGGGCCAAACAGACAUUUCAGGGCCAAGCAGACAUAUCAGGGUCAGGCAGACAUAUCAGGGUCAGGCAGACAGGUCAGGGCCAGGCAGACAUGUCGGAGCCAAGCAGACAUGUCAGGGCCAAGCAGACAUUUCGUUGCCUGAGCAACAUCCGAAGAGAAUGA
Molecule: messenger RNA, 3834 nt
Organism: Haliotis rufescens (red abalone)
Lineage: Eukaryota; Metazoa; Mollusca; Gastropoda; Lepetellida; Haliotidae
Product: filaggrin-2-like
Exons: 1
Coding region: 1-3834 (1277 amino acids)
Source: RefSeq, a predicted model, not a curated record